GCGGAUGCCCUGAAACGAUUAUUUAGCGCAUUCAACCGCUUCUCAAAAAACAAUAACAACAACAACAGCAAACUAACAAGCAAACGAAUACAGUCUUGUCGUGCCACACCACCGUCUUCUCUAUUUUUCCCCUUUAUCUUCCCCCUUUGAGUGACCCUCACACGCAGAUCUCUUUCUCUCUACUUAUACACACUAUCGUACGAGCAACCAGUGUUCCGGCUUGCCAACCCGACCCCAGGCAAAGAGCGCACCUCUUCCUCGCUGGGUGUGCACGUUUACGCACGUCAGCCCGGUCGUUUCUGGCGUUUUCUUUUUGGCGAGGAAAGGCAUCCGUGCACCGCCUCGCAAGCUUCGACUCAGCUGUACGAAAGAGCUACGUUUUUGUUCUUCCUCGUUUAAAGCGAAAACUCCAGUAAAUAUAUAUUUAUUUAUAUAGAGGAAGAGAUGUCGUCCAGCGAUUCUCUUCGGCAACUCCGCGAGGAGCAGCGGCGCCGCUUCGAGUCUGCCAAAAAGUCGGGGCAUCUGCCGGGAAUCAAGAGAUGCGCCGCCUGCCACGAACCAACGUACAGUGCGGCGGUGUGCCCCGUCUCGGGCCACUAUCACGACCUCGAUAAAAAGAGACUGGUUGGCGGCAGCGUUGUGAACACGAAUAUCAUCUCCUCCGCUACGCUCAUGGCGGCCAUUGACCAGACGCGCGUCAAGUGGGUGCCGAGCCGCACGCAGCUGGUGAAGGUGGACGCGCAGUCCAUCAACAUUUUCCAAAGCUUCUCGGCACAGAUGGAGUGGCACCUGCAGCGCUACGGCAUCUUGUACGGCACCUACGACAGCGCCGCGCAAACAGUCGAGGUGCACGCCGUCUACGAGCCGGAGCAGCACGGCAACGCGUACACCUUUGAGGCCAUCCCCGACCCCUACGUCGAUAAGGUGGAUCACAUGGCGAAGGAGCUGGGUUUGCGUCGGGUCGGUGUCGCGUGCACCCACAGCGUCCGAGACACGGACGAGGUGCUGCUGGACUUUAGAGAACUGCUGCUGUGCGCCAAGGAGCAGUCUCGCUUCGGCGACGAGUGCGUGCUACUGACGGUGGGACCGAGCGCGACGCCCUCGACGGCGGAGACGGAGAAGAUGACGAGCGCCCCUGGGGAGUCGCCGCCCUCGACAGGGCUGGCGAGCGGCAGCGCCAGCAAUGCGAACGAGCCCGCCUUUGUCGUCUCUUGUCAGGCGUGGCAGACCUCGCCGCAGUGUGUGCAGCUGUACCGCCUGGGCGUGCUGCAGGAGGCCCCGGCCGGAGAGGCGGCACUGCAGACGGUGGAGCAGUCCCGCAACGUGUACUCGACGAUGCCGCUGGAGGUGGCGCAGACGGACACGGACCCGAAUGGGCAUCAGCGCUUCGUCACGAAGGCGCCCAGCACAGAGGUCGACACGCGCUGGUUCACGAGCUACAUCGCCGUGCAGCAGUUUGAGUCGCCGGUCGUGCGUGGGGCGUUCAUGCGGCUUUCCCGCCCUGGGAUGCCGCCGCCGGCUCUGCAGAAUCUGCGCAACUACCUGAACGAUCCGAGGCGCAAGGGUGUGUCGUUUGCUGAGUCUGUCGCUGACUUCCACGUGUUGGUGUACUUGCUAACGCAGAUCUUUACGUCGGAGGAGGACCUGCAUGCGUUGUGCGCCGUGGCGAAAUCAAAGCAGAUGAGCGAGGUAGCGAGAAACUAUGAAGCCAUCUUGAAGGCAAUGAUGUCAGCGCAGUGA
Leptomonas pyrrhocoris is the source of this 1740-nucleotide messenger RNA. RefSeq lists its product as hypothetical. The coding region runs from base 445 to 1740 and encodes 431 amino acids. Gene Ontology annotation, molecular function: ubiquitin protein ligase binding; ubiquitin binding. Gene Ontology annotation, biological process: ubiquitin-dependent protein catabolic process. The record is from RefSeq and is a predicted model, not a curated record. The transcript has a single exon. Gene Ontology annotation, cellular component: nucleus. NCBI's taxonomy places the organism in Eukaryota, Euglenozoa, Kinetoplastea, Trypanosomatida, Trypanosomatidae.